Molecule: messenger RNA, 866 nt
Organism: Canis lupus familiaris (dog)
Lineage: Eukaryota; Metazoa; Chordata; Mammalia; Carnivora; Canidae
Gene: IFT27
Product: intraflagellar transport 27
Exons: 7
Coding region: 178-738 (186 amino acids)
Biological process (GO): intraciliary transport
Cellular component (GO): Golgi apparatus
Molecular function (GO): GTPase activity; GTP binding
Source: RefSeq, a predicted model, not a curated record
CAGCCCUAGCGCCCGGGAGCCGCCCCCAGUCCCGCCCAGAGGGACCCCACGGCCCCGUCCCCACCGCGGCCACAAGCCUGGGGAGCGCCCCCCCGCCCCCACUCCCCGUCCCAGGCAAGCCCCCAGCCUCUCGCAGCCGCUCUUGCCCUCUCUGGUCCGUGGAGGUGGUUGGUUACCAUGGUGAAGCUGGCGGCCAAGUGCAUCCUGGCAGGGGACUCAGCGGUGGGCAAGACCGCCCUGGCACAGAUCUUCCGCAGCGACGGGGCCCAUUUCCAAAAGAACUACACCUUGACGACAGGGGUAGAUUUGGUGGUGAAGACGGUGCCAGUCCCUGACACGGGGGACAGUGUGGAACUCUUCAUUUUUGACUCUGCCGGCAAGGAGCUGUUUUCUGAGAUGCUGGAUAAAUUGUGGGAGAGUCCCAACGUCUUGUGUCUCGUCUAUGAUGUGACCAACGAGCAGUCCUUUGCCAACUGCGGCAAGUGGCUGGAGAAGGCUCGGUCACAGAUGCCAGGCGCCUCGCUCCCAGGUGUGUUAGUGGGGAACAAGACAGACCUGGCCAGCCGGCGAGCAGUGGAUUCAGCUCAGGCCCGGUCGUGGGCCCUGGGCCAAGGCCUGGAAUGUUUUGAAACAUCCGUGAAGGAGAUGGAGAACUACGAAGCCCCCUUCCACUGCCUGGCCAAGCAGUUCCACCACCUGUACCGGGAGAAGGUGGAGGUUUUCCAGGCGCUGGUGUGAGGGCCCCGGGGAGGCUGGGGAUCUGGCCAUGGCUCCGGCUCCUCCGGGAUGAGAGAAGCUGGAAUUGCCCUGCAACCUCCAACAUAUCCUGACAGCUCUAAAUAAAAUGAGAAGAUGUAGGAGCAGCA